This is a messenger RNA of Dioscorea cayenensis subsp. rotundata (Guinea yam), 3226 nucleotides long. RefSeq names its product pentatricopeptide repeat-containing protein At3g22690-like. NCBI's taxonomy places the organism in Eukaryota, Viridiplantae, Streptophyta, Magnoliopsida, Dioscoreales, Dioscoreaceae. Gene Ontology annotation, biological process: RNA modification. Gene Ontology annotation, molecular function: RNA binding; protein binding; zinc ion binding. The record is from RefSeq and is a predicted model, not a curated record.
UCGCAUUCCUCGUCUCUCAUCUCUUCUCCACUCCAAUGUCCGUCUCCUCCUUCCCUUCAUGCUUGGCCUCUCCGGCUCCUCCUCCUCCUCCUCCUCCUCCUCAACACCUCAAGCUCGCCUCCCCAUCCGAGUCCCUCAAGCUCUGCACCACUAUCAACCAGAUUAAACGCCUCCAUUGUCAUUUGAUCCGAGCAUCACUCAUCCAAUCCACACCAUGCAUCGACAGCCUCAUCGCAGCCUAUGCUCGGGUUUCCAAUCCGAUGAGCCUACGGUAUGCGAAGACCGCCUUCGAUCUCUUUCUGGAAUCCGAUGGAAAAGCUAGUCUUUUUAGCUUCAACUCGCUCAUCAGAGCAUACUCCUACGGUUCGCUCGACAUUGCCAUGGAUUACUAUCUUCGUGUCUUGGACCAUGGAUUAGUGCCGGAUCGCUUCACGUUUCCGCCUCUGUUAGCUGCUUGCACGAGAUCCUCGGGUUUUGGAGAAGGAGCUCAGUUGCAUGGGUUCCUGUUCAAGAUGGGUGGGGAUGGAGGAGUUGAAGGUGAUCUUUUUGUGCUUAAUUCUUUGAUUCAUUUUUACUGUGAAAGUGGAGAUUUUGAGUCUGCACAACAGGUGUUUGAUGGAAUGAGUGAGAGAAAUGUUGUAUCUUGGACGAGCCUUAUUGAUGGCUAUGCUCGUGGAGGUGAUCCUGGGAAGGCUGUUUCACUGUUUUUGGAUAUGGAGAAACAAGGGGAGAUCAUGCCCAAUUCGAUCACCAUGGCUUGUGUGGUUUCUGCUUGUGCCAAGUUGGGAGAUCUUGAGCUGGGGAAGAGGAUUCAUGCUUAUCUUGUGGAUGCUGGGAUCGAGCUUAGUUCAGGAUUGUUGAACACCCUGGUCGAUAUGUAUAUGAAGUGCGGGGUGGUCGAGGAAGCAGAGCGACUUUUUGAUGCAUGUUUGGAUAGGAAUAUAAUACUUUGGAACACGAUGAUUUCGAACUAUGAAAGAUUGGGAAUGGUAAGCGAUGCUAUUGGUGUUUUCAGUAAAAUGCUAGUUUCUGCAUUGAAGCCAGACAGGGUUUCUGUUGUUGCUGCAAUGUCAGCGUUUGCGGAGUUGGGUGAACUUCGUGUUGGGAGACAAUUUCAUGGUUAUGUUUUGCGUCAUGCCCUUGAUGAAUGGGAUGCUGUUGGUGAUUCAGUUAUAGACAUGUACAUGAAAUGCGGGGAGCUUGACGCGGCUAAUAAAGUUUUUGACAUGAUGCCAAACAAAGGUGUGGUCUCAUGGAAUACUCUUGUUGGUGGAUGUGUUCGGAAUGGUGAUCUAGACGCUGCAUGGGGGCUUUUCAACAUGAUGCCUCACAGAGAUCUUGUUUCUUGGAACACUAUGAUCAAUGCUUUGGCACAGGAUAGCCAGUUUGUUGAAGCUAUGUCGAUCUUCAGGGACUUGCAGAAGGCUGACUUCAAGCCUGAUGGUGUGACUAUGGUUGCUGUUGCUUCGGCUUGUGGAUAUUUAGGUGCUCUUGAUCUAGCCAAAUGGAUUUAUAAAUUUAUCAAUAAGAAUAAAAUUUCUUGUGAUGUUAAGCUAGGAACUGCAAUGGUUGAUAUGUUUGCUAAGUGUGGUGAUACAAAGAAUGCGAUGCGAAUAUUUGAUGAAAUGAAGAUCAAGGAUGUUUCAUCUUGGACUGCAGCAAUUGGAGCAAUGGCCAUCGAGGGGAAUGGCAAACGUGCUCUUGAACUUUUCAAAGAAAUGAUUGGACAUGGUCUGAGGCCAGAUGGUGUGGUGUUUGUUGGGGUUCUCACCGCUUGCAGCCACAGUGGUAUGGUUGAAGAUGGGAAAUGGUUUUUCCAAUCAAUGAGUGAAGUCUAUGCAUUUGCUCCACAAACCAUCCAUUAUGGUUGCAUGGUUGAUAUGUUUGGUCGUGCUGGAUUUUUAAAAGAAGCCCGGGCACUCAUUGAGAGCAUGCCGAUGGAAGCCAAUGACGUGAUUUGGCGAGCAUUAUUAUCUGCAAGUCGUGUUCACCACAACAUUGAAAUGGCAGAAUACGCAGCCAAGCAAUUGUCUACUUCGGCUCCUGAGCAAACCGGUGCACAUGUACUUCUCUCAAAUGCUUAUGCUUCAGUUGAAAGAUGGCAAGAUGUUGCAAAAGUCAGGAUGUUUUUGAAGGAAAAAGGGUUUCAAAAAAAGCCCACUGGUUCAAGUCUAAUACAGGUUCAUGGUAUAAUUCAUGAGUUCACCUCCAGUGAUGAGUCUCAUCCUCAGAUGGCUCAGAUAACUGAAAUGCUUCAAGAGAUGGAUCAAAAACUUAUGAUUGCUGGUUACAUGCCUAAUAUUAAAAAUGUUUUGCUUGAUGUCUGUGACGACGAGAAGCAACAUCUUUUGCGUCGGCAUAGUGAGAAAAUGGCAGUUGCAUAUGGGCUGAUCGGUACAUGUCAAGGAGCACCAAUUCGCAUAGUGAAAAAUCUGCGCAUUUGUCUCGAUUGUCACUCAUUUAUGAAGUUUCUGUCUGCAAUCUAUGACCGAGAAAUUGCAAUCAGAGACAAUAACAGGUUCCAUUUUUUCAGUAAAGGAAUGUGUUCCUGCAGAGAUUAUUGGUGAAUUCUUGGAUUGACAAAUAUUCCAAGACUACAACCAAUUCUGAAUCUCUAUAUCUGAUGAUCAUGACAUGGUUCAAAAUUGAAAUCAGUACAUGAAUUUGAAUGAAGUGCUAAAGAGAGAUGAGUGUGAACAAUGGCUUCUAUCUCCUUUGACACACAUGCUGUUUAUUAAGACGGUUAGAUUUGAAUCCAACGGUUGACAAAUUGGACGAUAAGCUAUCUCCAUUUAAAGAAAGUCAAGGGCUUGCACAGUUAAAGAGUUAUUACCUCCACCCAUCUGUUCUUUACCCUGUGGAAUCGAUCUCUCGUCAACUACGCAAGAACCUCACAGAGAAUUCUAGUGCUAAUUGAUUCGAAGGCCGUUGUCAAAGAUAUAUAUAUAUAUAUAUAUAUGGUAUAAUAGUUGAAUUGGUCCCUCUACUUUUCUCUCUCUUCUUUUUUGGUCUCUUUAUCCAGAAAUGCUCUCAAUUAGUCUCUCUACUCCUGAAAAUGGUUCUAUUUAGUCUCUUCCACUCUAAAAUAGGAUGAGGCUGUAUUUUCAAGAGUAAAGGGACUAGAUGGGAAGGAAUUAAGGGUAGAGAAACUAAAUUGGGUCAUUUUCAAGAGUAAAGGGAUUAGUGGGGCGCAUUUCUGAGUAGAGGGACCAAAAAGGAAAAGAGA